Messenger RNA from Brassica napus (rape), 1193 nucleotides. Its product is annotated as E3 ubiquitin-protein ligase RSL1. Lineage: Eukaryota; Viridiplantae; Streptophyta; Magnoliopsida; Brassicales; Brassicaceae. Gene Ontology annotation, molecular function: ubiquitin protein ligase activity; ubiquitin conjugating enzyme binding; zinc ion binding. The record is from RefSeq and is a predicted model, not a curated record. The transcript has 2 exons. Bases 116 to 1087 code for a protein of 323 amino acids. Gene Ontology annotation, biological process: ubiquitin-dependent protein catabolic process; positive regulation of proteasomal ubiquitin-dependent protein catabolic process; protein polyubiquitination. Gene Ontology annotation, cellular component: cytoplasm; ubiquitin ligase complex.
UGAAAAAUAUGAAAGACAAGUGUAGAACAAGUGUUUUAGCCAUUGGUCCAACAGACCAUCCGAAAAAGGGUCGCGUAAAACCCUAACCACAUACUCUUCUUCUACUCAUCACGAAAUGGCGACACGAACGGACACUGCACCUGUCUUCGAUCUCAAUGACUUCCCCAGAGACAUAGACCAAGAAGAUAGCGACUGUUACAUCUUCUCCGCCCCUCUCUCCUCCCGCGGCUCCACAAAACGCGAAGCCAUCUCCGUCGAGAGUUACGACCGUGAUCGCAGCCUCAGAAUCAAAUCCGAACCGCCAAUCUUCAUAGAUCUCGAUCAAUACAACGGCGGAGAAGAUGACGACGACGACGAUCUCAGAAUCCUCCGUUUCCCUCCACCAGCUCGCAAAUUUCUAGAGACAGGCCAGUCCUCGAACAGCAAGAAGCCCCGGAGAAGGCCCGUGGCCUUCUUCGACUGCGAGAUUUGCGUCGAAUCAAAACCAACGGUCGAGUCGUUUCAAAUCAGCGGGUGCCCUCACUCCUACUGCAGCGAUUGCGUCUCCAGAUACAUCGCCGCUAAAUUACAAGACAACCUGCUCUCCAUCGGCUGCCCUGUCUCCGGCUGUACGGGGCGGCUCGAGCCGGAUCAGUGCCGUCCCAUCCUGCCGCGGGAGGUUUUCGAUCGGUGGGGAGACGCUCUCUGCGAGGCCGUGGUGAUGCGUUCCAAGAGGUUCUACUGUCCGUACAAGGACUGCUCUGCUCUGGUUUUCUUGGACGAGGGCCAAGACGGCGGCGAUAUGAAGGAAUCCGAGUGUCCUCAUUGUAAUAGACUGGUGUGUGCGGCGUGCGGGACGCAGUGGCAUCCCGAGAUAACCUGCGAGGAGUUUCAGAAGCUGGCUGAUAACGAAAGAGGAAGAGAUGACAUUUUACUGAAGAAAAUGGCGGAGUCUCACAAAUGGGCGAGAUGCCCUUCUUGCAAAUUCUACAUUGAGAAGUCUCAAGGUUGCUUAUACAUGAAGUGCAGGUGUGGGUUGGCUUUUUGCUACAACUGUGGAACACCAUCUAGGGACCAUACUCAUUAUUGUUAUAGUUGCAAGCGUUGACGCUUUAGAUUUUUAUUAUGUAAUAUUUUAUGAUUUAUGGAUUUGGAUUUCUGUUUAGCAUUACAACUCUCUUUGGAUCAUCCUUAUUUAUAUGGAAUUAUCUUAA